Molecule: messenger RNA, 1281 nt
Organism: Perkinsus marinus ATCC 50983
Lineage: Eukaryota; Perkinsozoa; Perkinsida; Perkinsidae
Product: heat shock 40 kDa protein, putative
Exons: 12
Coding region: 1-1059 (352 amino acids)
Biological process (GO): protein refolding
Cellular component (GO): cytoplasm
Molecular function (GO): Hsp70 protein binding
Source: RefSeq, a predicted model, not a curated record
AUGACAAAUUUCGAGCUGAUAUAUGAAAUGGUUAUUCGAAACAACGUGGACUCCAAAAAAGAGGCGAAAAUCAACGAAGUCGAAGACGCCCNNNNGGCCUAUAGGAAGAAGGCUAUACGGUGGCAUCCUGAUAAGAAUCCUGAUAACUUGGAGGAAGCCAAUGAGAAGUUCAAAGAUAUCAGCGAGGCCUAUGAGGUCCUCUCGGAUUCUCAAAAGCGUGCAGCGUAUGACCAGUAUGGAUCAGAUGGACCGCAGAUGCAAGCAGGCGGAGGACCUGGCGGCUUUGGUGGUCAACAUAUAGACCCAAAUGACCUCUUCCGAGCGUUCUUCGGAGGGGCCGACAUGGAAGAUAUAUUCGGAGGUCGAGUAAGAGGAGGCAUGGGAGGACCAAUGGGGGGAGGGGUUCACUUCACGAGUUUUGGUCCGGGCGGUAUGGCGUUCCAAUUCGGGGGGCCCGGCAUGGGCGGCUUCGGUGGUCCUGGUUUCGGGCGCCGACCGCAGCAGCCUGCAGUAGUGCCUAUUGAUGUGAGCUUAGAGGAGAUAUAUCAAGGGUCGAAUCGGCGGGAGACGGUGAACGGCCAUACAGCGGAGGUUAGAAUCCCUAAGGGAUGCCAUGAUGGGAAGAAGCUUAGUUUUGGCUCCACCUCCUCGAGCAACGAUGUCUCUUACGUAGUUGUACGUGAGAAACCUCACGACGUCUUCGUGAGAUCAGGAGAUGCCGAUCUUGUCACAUAUGCAGUCCUGACGUUCAUGGAAUGGUUGGUGACGGGUCGGGUUGGGUACAGAAUAAGAGGCCUGGACAAUAAGGAGAUAACGGUGAGAGCUCCUACGCUAUGGGAUGGACAGAUUCGGAUUGAAGGAAAGGGUAUGCCUGUCGAGGCGGUGCCGGGCGAAUAUGGUGACCUUUACGUACGCAGCACUCCAAUGAGUCCGGAAGCUUGGGAGCAGAUGAAGCAACUGUUUAGGAUGGCUGGGGGUCUGUUCCUGGUCCUCUUGGUAAUGUCCAAUCCAUCGUGGCUGUUCCUCAUCCUAAUGCUGAGGCCACUCUUCGGUCAAUGAGACCAUAUUCAGUGCUUCGCUCCGCCUGUUUUGUGUAUUAUCUUUUUGUUUUUCUCCGUUACAGCAGACUUCUGUAGAGGGCCGUCAUGAUGGUCCGGAAGGGUCUCCCUCUGUGAUUGCUGUUGUCGAAUACAUACCUUACAGUUCCGCCCCACUGUACUGCUGGCCAUCAACGUCAUCGAUGUGACUGAUACUAGUAUGCUUCCUGUUCUAUUACUCUCA